AUGGACGAAACACUACUCCAAGCUGUCGUCGAUAACAGUCAGAUCCCCCAUCAACCUUUGGUGCUCAUCACCCACUCCGCCCUCUUCUCCGCCAGGCCUCUGUUUCAUGAUAUCGUCAAGAGGUCUUCCCGAAGGGGAAAGGGUACAACCCUCGUGUCCGUUCUAUAUCCUCCGGAUACCAUCACAAAUGGCCCAGGGAGCAGGACCAAUGUCGUCGAUCUCACCAGCUCCAUCGAUGGAUAUGGCACUUUCACAGAUUGGGACUCGAUUCAAGAACGUAUCCUAGCAAGCUAUGAAACGACUAGAGGAGAGGUCAUCAUCGACGCUGUGGACAUUCUGGCAGAAGAUUACUCCAUACAGGUGGUGGUGAGACUCAUCCGGACCCUCUUGAGACGAAUGAGGGAACAUAAAGCGCCUUCUCGCCUCGUCCUCAUGUUAUCCCACUCAUCUUCCCUUUUCCACCACCUCGAAUCCACCUCGCUCUCAUCAACGUUGACCCAUCUGCACCCAUCCCAUCCAUCACUUCUCGUCCACCUGUCUAAACUCUACCUAACACCUAUCAGCCCUUCUCCAAAAUAUUGGCAGAUCCUUCAAAUAGCUCACGCUCGACGAACUUCCGAGCAUCUCGCUUACACCGCUCAAGAGGGCUUCGAGAUCUCCCCUUGGUCUACGCAUGCUGCAUCCUCGUCAAGUGAAUCCAGUCCGACUUCCGGAGCAGUUGUGCAGGUUUUGGUUCGUCGCGCAGCAGGAGGGGCGAAGGGAAUCACCAGAGCAUUGGCAGCAUUAUUGCCACCUUCAUCCGACGGUCAACAUUUGAUAAUCGACAACGUAACACGUAUCGUCCCCCUCAACCCAUUCAACCCUCCAGACAGUCUUCCCACGAGGGGCGAGAAAGAGGUGACGCAUGCCGAUCUCAACUUGGCUUUCAACCUCACAUUGACAGACGCUCAGAGGAAACAAAGGAUGAGCGUACCUCUACCUUAUGCUCAUGAAGGAGAAGGAGCAGAUUUGCUGUACGAGGAGGAAGACAUGAGCGACGAGGACGAGUAG
Tremella mesenterica DSM 1558 is the source of this 1050-nucleotide messenger RNA. RefSeq lists its product as uncharacterized. The transcript is spliced from 4 exons. Gene Ontology annotation, biological process: tRNA wobble uridine modification. The record is from RefSeq and is a predicted model, not a curated record. Gene Ontology annotation, cellular component: nucleus; elongator holoenzyme complex; cytosol. NCBI's taxonomy places the organism in Eukaryota, Fungi, Basidiomycota, Tremellomycetes, Tremellales, Tremellaceae. Gene Ontology annotation, molecular function: tRNA binding. The coding region runs from base 1 to 1050 and encodes 349 amino acids.